Messenger RNA from Cryptococcus deneoformans JEC21, 3390 nucleotides. RefSeq lists its product as hypothetical. Gene Ontology annotation, molecular function: protein binding. NCBI's taxonomy places the organism in Eukaryota, Fungi, Basidiomycota, Tremellomycetes, Tremellales, Cryptococcaceae. The coding region runs from base 97 to 2970 and encodes 957 amino acids. Gene Ontology annotation, cellular component: endosome. Gene Ontology annotation, biological process: protein transport to vacuole involved in ubiquitin-dependent protein catabolic process via the multivesicular body sorting pathway. The transcript has 5 exons. The record is from RefSeq and is a predicted model, not a curated record.
GUUCGUUCGCUGUAGCCUGUCUCCGUUAUAUACUUGCCCAUCUUUUGCUUUCUUCUGCUUUUGGACCUAUUCAAACUCCGAGAAGGAAUUGUAUUCAUGUCGGUUCAAUCACCCCUCAUCGCGGUCCCCCGCAAAACAACUACAGACGUGGACUGGGCCACUCCCAUUCGGCACGUAAUCGCAGCCUCGUACGGUGAAGAUCCAAACAGCUAUGCCGAAGAAUGUGCAGUCCUGCAACGGUGUAGGCAGGAUGCUGUGAGAGGCGCGGGUAACGAUCAAACAGCAAGGGACCUUUUGUACAAGUACUUUGGGCAGUUAGAAUUGCUCGAACUGAGAUUUGCAGAGAUCAAAGUCUCCUUCCCAUGGAAUGAUGCGUUCACCGACAAGUUGACUACUCAAACUUCACUCGCUUUUGAAAAGGCCUCCAUCAUCCACCUGAUAUCAUCUAUCCUGUCGUCCCUUGCCCAAUCUGCCUCGCGUUCAGAUCCUGAAGGCUUAAAACGAGCCUACUAUAACACCCGAGCUACUGCCGGUAUGCUGACCUACAUCAACGAAAACUUUCUCCACGCCCCUUCAACCGACCUCAGUAGAGAAGUGGUUCAUCUUUUGAUAGGGAUAAUGAUGGCUCAAGCCGCCGAGAUCUUCACGGAAAAGCUCGUUGAAGAAAAAAAAUCAGCUUCUCUCGUAGCCCGGUCAGCCAAUCAAACAGCAUCUAUGUACACGUCCGUCGUGGAUGAGAUGAAGGAAUUCCAGGGCAAAGGCGUCUUUGAUCGCAACUGGCUAUAUGUGCUCCAGAUCAAGGCCAAGCUGUUUGGAAGCCUGGCCCAGUACUACAAGGCAACCUCAGAUAGCGCGGCAGGAAAACAUGGCACAGCAUUGGUCAGGCUCAAGAUAGCCAAUUCCCUCAUUCAAGACGCCCAAAAACAGGCUUCGUCUUUCAUUUAUACUUUCGUGGCAGCGUCAACACCCAGCUUGCCUCAUGACGCUGCUAAUGCCUUGAAUGAAAUUGUCAAGGCCCAUGCAACUGUCUGCGGUGAAGCCAAAGAGCAGGCUGUCAAGGAUAACGAUCUCAUCUAUCAUGAAGUCCUCCCUUCUGAAGCUAGUCUUCCUGCCAUCGAGAAGCUGCCACCCGCGGCUCCCAUCACCAUUCAGGACGUAUACGGUAAUCAAGAAGUUACUAAAUUGAUCGGGCCAGAUAUCUUCCUUAGACUUGUCCCUCUCGCGGUGCAUGAGUCUGCAAGUGUUUAUUCAGAGGAAAAAGCCAAAUUGGUGAGAGCUGAGGUUGAUAAGGUCGAAUUGGCAGAAGGGGAGAUCCAAGCAGGGCUUGACCAUCUCAAUCUCCCCGAGGAGAUUGACAGAUGGCGCCAAUUUUUGGAAGGAGAUACAAAUGAUGAUGUUCCUCUUAGUCAGCAACUGAAGAGCUUGGUGGAUAGUGUCGGGGAUGUGAGACAGGUGGAAAACGAUUUGGGUCGCCUGGAUGGUGAGAGAGCCGCAUGUGAGCGAGAACUAAGAGAACUGAACGGAGCUCUGGAUGCCGAAAGUCGGGAAUGUGAACGCAUGAGGGCUAAAUAUACACCCAACUUUACGCAAUCUCCGUCAGGUCCACAGACUGCCAAUCUGCGCUCCAAUUUAUCCGCCAAUCUAUCUGCUCUUUCGUCGGCGUCUACCUCUGACGCCCAUCUACAAUCACUUUGGCAAUCCAUCCAGCCUUCAAUCUCUCUUCUAUCUUCAGGCCCGAGCAACCUCGAAAGAGCGGCCAGGGAUAUAACUGAGGGAAACCCUCAGAAGAUAGACAAGACUGUCAGCCUACUAGACCUAGAUGACGAAGAAGUGGAUCGAAAGGCAUUAGGACAGGAAGAAAAAGACGCUUUGAGAAAAGCUGUGGAUGACGGUCGAGAGAAAUUAGAUCGUUUGAAGAAGAUUAGGGCAGAAAGAGAUGAAGUUCUCAGAGAUUUAAAAGAGAAGAUCCAGACGGAUGACGUCUCAAACUUGCUUCUUCUCAACCGCCGCUCUCAGAACGUCGAACCACAACUCUUCGCAUCUGAACUGGAGAAGUUCCGACCUUAUCAAACUCGUCUGGCUGCCGCGGUAUCUGCAUCCAGGUCGAUCCUGCAAGAACUAGAUAUGCUCGUCGCCCAAGUGCAUAAGGGAACGGGCUUCCGCGAAAUUUUGAGAAAAGAGAAGGACCGCCAAAGGAUCAUUCGUGACUGGGAAAAGCGGCUGAUCGAAGCUGGUGAGUCUUAUGCCGAGAUCAGGGCCGGAUUGGGCAAGGGCUUGUCAUACUAUGACAGUCUGAGAAGAGUGAUUGAAGAUCUGAGGAUGGAGGUUCAAAGGUUUACAAACUCAAGGGAGCAAGAAAGGAGGAAUAUGGUCAGCGACAUCGAGACCCGCCAGCGGUUAGGCGGCACAUCUCCUUCAACAGGUGGGGUCGUUGCUAAUCGGGGUCUGGAGGAAAGGCUAGCGGCAUUGAAAAUGGAGGCUCCACCUCAGCCACCUAGAUUGGGCACAACAUCGACCCCCAAUCUUCCACCGCCGCCUGGACGCGGAAGUAGCAACGUUACAUCCAGCUACCUGCCCCCACCGCCUCCACCAAAGCCACAAUCGAACCCUUACGAUUUCUCUACGCUGGCUGGAUUUGGGUCGUUUGCGACUCCUUCUGUUUCCAGUCCCCAGCACGUAUACCCAUCGCAACCGCAACAAGCGUACAAUCAGCAGAGCUACAUCCCGCCCCAACAGAACCCCUAUUAUCCCCCACCUCCUAGUAGGCCUACGUACGCUUCGCCUCCGUUUGCACCUCAGCAGCCACCAAUGCAAAGUGGUCACUCACCCUAUGCACCGCCUCCUGGACAUGCUCCUCAACCCCAACAGCCUCAAUACCCGUCCUCUCAGAACCAACAACAAAGGCAGGGCUAUAAAUAUCCCGGCUACGGGCAGCAGGGCGGUUACGGGGGCGGUUACGGACAAUAUUAAAUGGGGCGUUGUCGAUUAAGCGGCAUGGCAAGAGAGAUUCGAUAGCGAAAAUGGAGCCAGGUUGUUUUUGGAUGAAUCGUCUAUAGUCAAAUCAUUAUUGUAUGUUAAUUAUGCGCACUUGGAGGUCUUCUUGAUUUUCUUUACAAGAUACUGGUGCAUGAUGCCCUUGCUGUUUCUACCAAACCAACUCUGGUCCCUUCAUCAACGGUAGUGGUGUAUGGUCUUUUCAUAUAAUAUCACUAGUUGUGUUGUAGGUAAUAGUCCUGCUGCCUUAAUCAAAGGUUACAGUACUUCAAUACCUUGAUAUUCUGUUACUCUCGAGUUUGCUUCAUGCCUAUUUCAAAGAAUGCCCUGUAGAGAAGAAGAGAGAGAUGAAGAGACUGAGCGAAGACAGUCAAAGAACAAAUGUCCAUCAACUAA